This is a messenger RNA of Dermacentor silvarum, 445 nucleotides long. RefSeq lists its product as uncharacterized. The transcript has a single exon. The record is from RefSeq and is a predicted model, not a curated record. The coding region runs from base 1 to 414 and encodes 137 amino acids. NCBI's taxonomy places the organism in Eukaryota, Metazoa, Arthropoda, Arachnida, Ixodida, Ixodidae.
AUGAACAUCUGCAUUUGUGUGACCGUCGCAGUUUUUAUCAUCUCCAGCAAAGGCCUUCUUGCAGCACCAACGAAUGUCGAUGGCGGCGAGAAAUGUGAUGCCAAGCCUGCCUCGAGCAGGAUUGAAGAACGAGCACUGUGCACCUACACCAGGAUCAUUGACAAGGACGAAACUCGCCAUCCUCCAGAGAUUCCCACGGUGCGCUGCAACUGCCUCGAAUCGCUCUGCGGAAACGUGGGAGACUUCCGUUGCCAAGAAGUGACAGAGACUCUUCUCGUUCACUACCCGGCACAGCGUCGCAACCUGAGCAUCGAGGUGACCACGGCGUGCAUCUGCGUGGCGAGCCGGAGCAAACCGGCGUCGCCGACGCAAACCAGGGUCCUCAUGGACACAGGCAACUAUAUUCUCGCAUGAGAUGUGCGGCGUGUAAGCCGAUGCUCCCUUA